Molecule: messenger RNA, 1336 nt
Organism: Danio rerio (zebrafish)
Lineage: Eukaryota; Metazoa; Chordata; Actinopteri; Cypriniformes; Danionidae
Gene: tcf7
Product: transcription factor 7
Biological process (GO): regulation of transcription by RNA polymerase II; Wnt signaling pathway; positive regulation of cell population proliferation
Cellular component (GO): nucleus
Molecular function (GO): DNA binding
Source: RefSeq, marked validated
CGAACGGGUACGAGCAGCACCGAAGAGACGUCUUGAGAAAGUUUGGAUCAUGCCGCAGCUGAACGGCGGAGGAGGCGACGACCUCGGCGCGAACGACGAGAUGAUCGCGUUUAAAGAUGAAGGGGAUCACGAGGAGAAGAUCCGGGAGAGCGCGUUCACGGAGAGCGACCUGGCCGACCUCAAAUCAUCACUGGUCAGCGAGACCGAGAUCAGCCAGAGCCCAGCCGUGAUCAGAAGAGGACAGCAGGACGAGCAGAGAAUCUACAGCGAUAAACGAGAACAUCUGGACGACGUGCCCAAACAUCACGAUGGAGGGAUGUAUAAAGCGCCGUACUCCGGAUACCCGUUCCUGAUGCUGCCGGAGCCGUAUCUGCCCAACGGACCCGUCUCUCCAUCUUCCAACAAGGUGUCGGUGGUCCAGCAGGGGAUGCAUCCGCUGACGCCGCUGCUGCCGUAUGAACACUUCAACCCCAGUCCCACACACAUGCCCACAGACGGAGGACAGAAACCAGGUGUUCACAGACAUCAGACGCAGGAGAUUUCGGGUUUCUACUCGCUGCCUCAGGGUCAGAUCACGCCCUCCAUGAACUGGUUCUCUCACUCUCUGAUGCUGCAGUCCGGUAUGCACCCCACAGGAAUCCCUCACCCCGCUAUAGUGCCCCCUUCAGGAAAGCAGGAGCACGAUCAGUUCGACAGGAGCAUUUAUAACAAGUCUCAUGCGGAGGCCAAGCGGGAGAAGGAGCCCAAGAAGCCGGUGAUCAAGAAGCCUCUGAAUGCGUUCAUGCUGUACAUGAAGGAGAUGCGCGCUAAAGUGAUCGCAGAGUGCACACUGAAGGAGAGCGCCGCCAUCAACCAGAUCCUGGGCCGCCGGUGGCACGCUCUGACCCGUGAGGAACAGGCCAAGUACUAUGAGCUGGCCCGUAAGGAGCGGCAGCUGCACAUGCAGCUCUACCCCAGCUGGUCGGCCCGUGACAACUACGUGAGUGCUUUGGGCAAAAAGAAGCGGAGGAAACGGGACAAGCAGCAGGACUCCAGUACAGAGCCUGGCUCUCCAAAGAAAUGCCGCGCUCGCUUCGGCCUGAACCAACAGACGGACUGGUGCGGCCCCUGCAGAUAACUCUCUUGACUGUUCCUAGGAGGAAAAAGAAGUGCAUUCGCUACCUCCAGAGAGGGCGCUGCUCCAGCCCACAUUCUUCCGAUGGAAGUGCUAUAGACUCCCCCCCUUCACCUGUCUAUCACCUGACAAACCCCACCUCCCCCUCACGAUGCCUAGCCUCCAGCCCCUCCUCCCCCGCCGGCAGUCCCCACCCACAUGGCAAACGCCCCGCCCCUCCGG